AUGUUGAACCCUUAUACCAAACUCCAGUCCGAUCCUCCAUCAAAACCCAGUCUGCCAUGGCGAUUUGGCUCGAGCUUAAUUAUGGGUGUCACCGGAGCGGUAUCCCGAAUCUUCUAUUAUGGUUUGAACAAUAUGGAAGUCAUUGGGCUAGAACGAUUUAUGGCAACUUUGGAAAGACGGGAGAAUCCUGAAGAUAGAGAAAGAGGCUUAAUCACUGUCUCAAAUCAUGUCAGCGUUAUGGAUGAUCCUUUGAUCUGGGGCGUACUACCUUUCAAAUACGGUUUCAAUGCCUCUAAUCACAGAUGGAGUCUUGGUAGUUAUGAUAUCUGCUUCGAGAACAAGUCAGCAAACUCACCACUCGUCUGCCACUCCGAUUAUUGACGUCUUUACAGGCUACUUUCCUCGUUCUUUACCUUGGGCCAAGUUUUACCCACUCAUCGAACCGCAUACUCAGAAAACGGCGGGCUUUUCCAGCCUACCAUCGCACAAGCUAUACGGAUGUUAUCUGCGCAGCCUUUCUCCACACGUUAUGAACCGCCAAUACAAAAGACAAAGAAGAAAAUUUCUAUGCGGCCAAAAGAUCCUGAUAUCGUCGACCCCUUCUCUUCCGGUGAUCUCACGUAUUCUACAAAUGGCAAAGAUGUCUUCCCUGCCCCCUCUGCAUACGCCUCACGAAGACAUAGUUGGAUACACAUAUUUCCUGAAGGACGAGUGCACCAACAUCCAAACAAAACGCUGCGCUAUUUCAAAUGGGGAGUGUCUCGUCUUAUCCUUGAAAGUGAACCAUUACCUGAGAUUGUUCCCAUCUUUAUCGACGGCAAUCAAGACAUCAUGCAUGAAUCGCGAGGGUUUCCACGUUUUGUGCCUCGUGUGGGGAAGAAAGUCCGUAUUGCUUUUGGAGAAUCAAUAGAUGGAGAGCGCAUAUUUGGAGAUCUACGCGCUCGUUGGCAAAAACUAGUACAAUUACAGAAGGAAGCACUAAGACAAAAGGGCUUAGAUGAUCAUAUUGAGAUGGGGGAGCUUUCAGAAGGGCUUAAGUACUAUAAAGAGGCUGUUGCGUUACGGGAGGAAGUCACGACCAGAGUUAGACAGGAAGUGCUCAAGGUAAGAAGGAGUCUAGGAUAUGAAGAUGAGGAUCCUAAGCAAGGAUUAGUACAAACUUGGAUUAAUGAAGGAAGGAGCGAUGGGAAGCAAAAGAAGGAUGGAAGUUGGGUAGGAGAAACGUGAUGAGAAAUGAUUACCUAAGAUCCCUAAUGAAUAUUGAUGAAUCUCUUCAUUCUUGCU
This is a messenger RNA of Sclerotinia trifoliorum, 1284 nucleotides long. Lineage: Eukaryota; Fungi; Ascomycota; Leotiomycetes; Helotiales; Sclerotiniaceae. The record is from the annotation of a GenBank genome assembly.